Molecule: messenger RNA, 898 nt
Organism: Penicillium brasilianum
Lineage: Eukaryota; Fungi; Ascomycota; Eurotiomycetes; Eurotiales; Aspergillaceae
Source: the annotation of a GenBank genome assembly
CGCCGAUCAACCAACAAAGCACUGGAAUGGCAUCAUUUUCUCCGAAAACUCAUACCGCAUAAGAUCUCGCACUUUUUAGAUUCCAGGGGACACUUGAGGACACCUAUCACCACAAUUUUACUCAAUCAACACCAAAAUCGACAUCCCUUUUCCAUCUCCACACGAGCCGCCGAAAUGCCUAUCAUCAAGAACUUCACCCUGCCGGCUUCUGCGAAACGCCUUGAAUUGUCCGAGGACCUCAACGCCAAGCUCUUCAUUGCUUUCAUCUCCGGAGAUGAUCCCAUCACCAAGCAACCCUGGUGCCCUGAUGUUCGUGCCGCGCUGCCGCAUAUCAAUGCUGCCUUUGCGGAUCCCGAUGCGCCAACUGUAGCCAUUGUCUCGGUUGGAGACAAAUUGAAGUGGAAAGAGCCCAAGAACGUCUACCGCACUCAGUGGAAGGUCAACAACGUGCCGGCCUUGGUACGCUAUCAGCGCGUCAAAGGAGAGGUCCGCGAGACCGCGCGCUUGAUCGAGGCGGAGAUCUUGGAUAAGGCGAAGCUGCAGGCUUUCCUUGCCUAAGUGCAUUUCAUUCACCCGCGUUAUGUUUUAUGUGAUAUGAGAUAGAAUCUUCAUCAGUAUCAGCGUUUUCUCUACUGUUCAUGCGCAUGUACUGAACUUGGCCACAUCGUUUCAUUUCCUCUCACAAGGCAAAUAAAAGUCCACAAGGGCAUUUACCAUCCACUUAGCACCACUACAGCCGCAAGCCACGGGCGAAUUCAAUUCCUUCACGAGCACUUCGAGGCCAUCACACUCCAUGCUCAGUACGCGAAUCCUCGGUCAACUUCGCCUGUGCCGUGACUUGAGUGAUUCCCGCCGCAGAGUCAUGACCAUCACCAUCACGGCAAUCUGUUAAGUGUCG